This is a messenger RNA of Penicillium coprophilum, 1749 nucleotides long. Its product is annotated as NCS2 family permease. Bases 1 to 1749 code for a protein of 582 amino acids. Gene Ontology annotation, cellular component: plasma membrane. Gene Ontology annotation, biological process: transmembrane transport. The record is from RefSeq and is a predicted model, not a curated record. Gene Ontology annotation, molecular function: purine nucleobase transmembrane transporter activity. Lineage: Eukaryota; Fungi; Ascomycota; Eurotiomycetes; Eurotiales; Aspergillaceae. The transcript is spliced from 3 exons.
AUGUCUCUCAGUAACUGGGUGCACAACACCAAUCUGCGGGUUGCCCGCAGUCCGGUGGGGAAAUGGUUUCGUCUGGAAGGCUGUGGCCAUCCUAGAGAGAGGAAGGGUAGCUACUUCUUCACUGAAAUCCGCGCCGGCCUCGCCACCUUUUUCGCCAUGGCAUACAUCAUCUCCGUGAACAGUAAUAUCACCUCCAUAACAGGUGGAACCUGCGUUUGCCCCGAGGAAGACAUGGGUGACUUCUGUGCAACCAAUGCCGAGUACGCCUUGUGUACACAAGAAAUUAACCGCGAUCUUGUUACCGCCACCGCUGCUAUUGCCGCUCUCUCGACUUUCUGCAUGGGUUUCUUCGCCAAUCUGCCUAUCGCGCUCGCACCUGGAAUGGGACUGAACGCCUAUUUCGCUUACACCGUUGUUGGACCCCGUGGUUCCGGCAUGGUUCCCUACUCAACUGCUCUGACGGCCGUCUUCGUGGAAGGAUGGGUAUUCUUAGGCCUGACACUGUGCGGUAUGCGACAAUGGCUGGCCCGUGCGUUGCCAAAGUCUAUCAAGCUUGCCACUGGUGUUGGUAUUGGUCUCUACCUCGCCUUGAUUGGUUUGACGUAUAGUGCUGGUAUUGGAUUGGUUCAGGGUGGAGUUGACACUCCCAUUGAACUCGCUGGAUGUGUGAGCUUUAAUGAAAAAACUGGUCUGUGCGAUAGCGCGGAUAAGAUGCGAAGUCCCACUAUGUGGAUUGGCAUUUUCUGCGGCGGUGUUUUGACGGCUUUGCUCAUGAUGUACCGUAUCAAGGGUGCUGUCAUUCUUGGUAUUUUGCUCGUGUCUAUCAUCUCGUGGCCUCGUACCACAGCGGUUACCUAUUUCCCCUACACCGACCUCGGUUCCAACAAGUUUGAUUUCUUCAAGCAAGUUGUCACUUUCCAUCCCAUCGAGCACACUCUGCUUGCACAGGAUUGGAGCCUGGCUGGCAAGGGUAGCCAGUUUGGACUCGCUUUCAUCACAUUUUUGUAUGUCGAUAUUCUGGAUACGACAGGCACGAUGUACUCUAUGGCCCGAUUUGCCGGCGCAAUCGACGAGAAGACCCAGGACUUCGAAGGCAGCGCUAUGGCCUACAUGGUUGACGCAAUCUCCAUCUCCAUUGGUUCUCUUUUCGGUAGUCCCCCCGUCACAGCAUUCGUCGAGUCCGGCGCAGGUAUUUCCGAAGGUGGUAAAACCGGCCUUACCUCAUGUGUCACCGGCUUUGCAUUCUUCAUUGCGGUGUUCUUCGCGCCCAUCUUUGCUUCCAUUCCUCCUUGGGCUACGGGUUGCACGCUCGUGAUUGUUGGUGCCAUGAUGGCGAAGGCUGCCGCCGAUAUCAACUGGCGGUACUAUGGAGAUGCCAUCCCUGCAUUCCUCACCAUCGCCAUUAUGCCCUUCACAUACAGUAUUGCUUACGGCCUGAUCGCCGGUAUCACCAGCUACAUCACCCUUAACGGCUUUUCCUGGUGCCUCGAGAAGAUCACCGGUGGUCGCAUCGUCCCGCCUAACAAGGAUGAGUCUGAUCCUUGGUCUUGGAAGCUCCAGGGCGGUUUCCUUCCACCCUGGGUCAAGCGUGCUGCUCAUGGAAAGAAGGACUUUUGGAAAGCUGAUGAGGAAUAUGCGGAGGAGCGGGUUCAAUCUGGUGAGGCUGUGUCCUUUUCGUCCGCGUCGGAGGAACGUGUACCUCUUGAGAAAGGCCAUGAGACCACUGCUGCGCCCCUGAAGACAGAAUAA